Molecule: messenger RNA, 714 nt
Organism: Lycium ferocissimum
Lineage: Eukaryota; Viridiplantae; Streptophyta; Magnoliopsida; Solanales; Solanaceae
Product: acyl carrier protein 1, chloroplastic-like
Exons: 4
Coding region: 113-529 (138 amino acids)
Biological process (GO): fatty acid biosynthetic process
Molecular function (GO): acyl carrier activity
Source: RefSeq, a predicted model, not a curated record
AUGACUUAUUCAUAGUCCUAUCACUACUAUCCCUCUUCCGUCUCAACGCUCUCCUCGUGCACUCCGUCACCUUCUUGAUUUCCAGAUCCCAUUUCUCUCUCUCUUUCCAUCAAUGGCUUCUUUUACAACCUCAUCAGCUACCAUGUCCUGCUCCUUGAUGCCAAAUCAGGCACUUAACCGUGUCGCGAAUUUGAAGACAUCAUCACUUUCUUUCAAGGGAAUAAGCUUCUCUUCCAUCAGAUUGAAUCCAGCCACUCGUCGCCUCAGUAUUACUUGUGCGGCUAAGCCAGAGACAGUCAACAAAGUGUGUGAUAUUGUGAAGAAACAAUUGGCUCUUUCGGCUGAUACUGAAGUCAGUGGAGAAUCGAAGUUUGCUGCGCUUGGUGCUGAUUCUCUUGAUACGGUGGAGAUUGUCAUGGGACUUGAGGAAGAGUUUGGUAUCUCCGUGGAAGAAGACAGUGCUCAGAGUAUUACAACAGUUCAAGAUGCUGCAGACCUGAUUGAGGAUCUCAUUUCAAAGAAAGCUUGAGAUACUGAACUUCAGAGCCUCAGCUAGUUAGUUCAUUAGGGUAUCUCAUUUUCGUGGUCUUUUACAGUUCAAGAUGCUAGUUAAAAAAAAACUCUGUUUCAUCAGAGGAGAACCCUGGUGGCCAGGCUUGUUACAUUUUCUGUGGAACCCUGCAAUUAAAUCUAUAGAUUUACAUUUGGCUUUUU